This is a messenger RNA of Theileria orientalis strain Shintoku, 336 nucleotides long. RefSeq lists its product as hypothetical. The record is from RefSeq and is a predicted model, not a curated record. Lineage: Eukaryota; Apicomplexa; Aconoidasida; Piroplasmida; Theileriidae. The transcript has 4 exons. The coding region runs from base 1 to 336 and encodes 111 amino acids.
AUGAGAGAUGAAGACGUUAUACCCAUGAAUUGCAUGAUCCUAACGUCGAUCGUACUGGCGUCGAGACUAGAGGAUUCAGUGAUGUUGACAAUAUGGCUGGUAUAUCCAAUGUAUAACCAAUCUGAUGGUUCUAAUACGGAUAUAACUGGACCGUGGGAUCCAGAUUCCAUUAGAAAGAUGAAAAAGUUGAAAAAUACAUCCUGCGAAAUGGAGAUUACAUUCCCCAAUAAUAGAUUUUGCGAUUUAACACUUAAUGUUCUGGAAACUGAACAGGAUUCUAGUGCUGAUCAGGCUAUAAUCAAAUACAACAAAGUGGAUAAUGUGUUAAAUGUGUAA